AUGCGUUUGGAAGCUUCAAUUAAUGUAGCAAGACUUCUUUUGUAUUAUGGAUUGCCUUUUCGAGGUCACGACGAAAGUGAAUCUUCAAGUAAUCAAGACUACUUUUUAGAAUUUUUGCGGUGGUAUGGAGACAACCAUCCGGAUGUGGGAAAAGUGAUAUUAGAAAAAGCUCCACAAAAUUAUACUUUGACUUGUCCUAUGAUCCAAAAGGAUAUUGUCAAUGCUUGUGCUGAAGAAACAUUGAAAGUUAUAAUUGAGGACUUGAAUGGUGAUUAUUUUGGUAUAUUAGUUGAUGAAUCCAAAGACAUCUCACACAAAGAACAAAUAGCUCUUGUUUUGAGAUAUGUUGAUAAAAAGGGUGAAGUAGUGGAACGAUUUAUUGAUUUUGUCCAUGUUAGUGAUAAAUUGGCUUACUCGUUGAAAAAAGAAAUUUAUUCUUUGCUUUCCGAUCAUUCACCAAGUCCAUCCAAAAUACGUGGGCAAGAUUAUAAUGGAGCUAGUAAUAUGAAGGGAGAGAUAAAUGGUCUUAAAACUUUAAUUAUGAAAGAUAGUCCUUCAACGUACUUUAUUCAUUGUUUUGCACAUCAAUUGCAACUAACACUUGUAGCUAUUGCUAAAAAAUAUGUGGAAGUUGAAGACUUUUUUUAUCAUGUUACUAAUGUGUUGAAUGUUGUUGGAGGAUCUUUUAAUCGUCGAGAUUUACUUCGUCAUCACCUAGCCGAAAAUUUGAAGCAAUUACUUGAGUCUGGUAAAACUCAUAUUGGACAAGGAUUAAAUCAAAAGCGUGGGCUUCAAGGACCGGGUGAUACUCGUUGGAGAUCACAUUUCAAAACAUUGGAUAACUUUAUUGUUAUUUUUUCAUCCAUUGUUCAUGUGCUUGGAGUGAUUGAAAUUGAAGGUUCUACUUCAAGUGAUAGAAAUCAAGCAGAAUAUCUUUUGACAAAGGUUAGAACAUUCAAAUUUGUUUUUAUGCUUGACUUGAUGUUGAAAGUGUUGGCCAUGUCAAAUGAGUUGAGCAAGAUUUUAUUUAAAAAAAAAAAAACAGAUCAAGAUAUUGUUAAUGUCGUGGAGCUUCUUAACAUCUCAAAGAAAAGAUUGCAAGAUAUGAGAGAGAAUGAGUGGGAAUCUUUGUUGAAUGAUGUUUCUUCAUUUUGUGAUUCACAUGAUAUCUUGAUUCCCAAAUUAGAUGAGCCUUAUUUUCCCGAAAAGUCAAAGCGUAAGUGUUUAGAUGUUUGUUAUUCGCACCACUUGCGUGUUGAAAUCUUUUGUGCGGUCAUUGAUGUGCAACUUCAAGAGCUUAAUGAGCGUUUUGAUGUAGUGAAUAGUGAUUUGCUUCUUGGGAUGGGUAGCUUGAAUCCUGUUAAUUCAUUUUCUAACUUUGACAAAGUGGAGAAGGAUGACUUUGCCCAAACUACUAUGAUCACAACAAACAAGAAGGACCAUAAACAAGUUUGCAUGAUGGAAAAAGAGCAAGCUGAGAUUCAUCAAGGGGAGAGUAGUAGUGUCACAAAUGAUGAAAACUACUCGAAUGAUGAGAUGUGGGAAUCAUUGGCAUUGGCAUCUCCACAGUUGCAUUGCAUUAAUGAAAGAGCAGAGGAGUUCAUAACUAGAUUCCGUGCAGACAUGCGACGUCAAGAGAAUUUGUUAACGCAUCGUUUGUAG
This is a messenger RNA of Capsicum annuum, 1662 nucleotides long. RefSeq lists its product as uncharacterized. NCBI's taxonomy places the organism in Eukaryota, Viridiplantae, Streptophyta, Magnoliopsida, Solanales, Solanaceae. The record is from RefSeq and is a predicted model, not a curated record. The transcript is spliced from 2 exons. Bases 1 to 1662 code for a protein of 553 amino acids.